Molecule: messenger RNA, 9045 nt
Organism: Panthera uncia (snow leopard)
Lineage: Eukaryota; Metazoa; Chordata; Mammalia; Carnivora; Felidae
Gene: GPATCH8
Product: G-patch domain containing 8
Exons: 9
Coding region: 2409-6686 (1425 amino acids)
Cellular component (GO): nucleus
Molecular function (GO): nucleic acid binding
Source: RefSeq, a predicted model, not a curated record
UCAGGGUAAUCACUUUGAUCAGUAUGAAGAAGGACAUUUGGAAAUUGAACAAGCAUCACUUGACAAGCCUAUAGAAUCGGAAAAGGGACCAUACUGAAUACUAGCCCUUUCUGCAGAGUCACAGAGCUGCCUUUUUUCCUACAAAAGCAGCCCAGUUUUUAAAGCCAGGAUAAUAUUGGACAUCGCUUACUCCAGAAACAUGGGUGGAAGCUGGGCCAGGGAUUGGGAAAAUCUCUUCAGGCAUUAUGAUCCUGGACUUGUUGUGGUGAUGGUAAACUUAGCAGUGGUAAUUUUUUAUUUUCAGACUGAAUUACUCCUUUUGUCAUCAGUGCACCAAUAUGUUAGGCUUACUUUCUCUGUUGUAGCCUUCAUCCUUCUGCUUGGUCUUUUUCAUUUUCCUUUCCUUUCCUUAUGCAACUUGUCUGAUCCUUGUUCAUUAAAGGGUAAUGUUAAGAAGGGAUGUAUCUGUUUGUGUUAGAACUGCCAAAAAAAUCAGUUAAAACAUUAAAUUCUAAUACUGUCAAAAACUUGAUUUCCCCACAAUGUAAUGGGCACUAGCACUUGCUACUGCAAUUUAUAAAUAAAUUAAAACAAACUUUGACUGCCUUAGGAGGCAAAAGUACUAAUGCAGAGUUCAUAAACAGGGGUUUACAGAGGUAAUGAAUUUGUACCAAAACUUUCUUGAUUCUUGCAAAACAAAUUCUGACAGACUGAAAAAACCAAAACAAAACCAAAAAAAGGAAAUUUCUUUGACAUUUCUUUUCAAUUCUUUCAUUGGACCAUUUGUGUAUUUUACCAGUAAAUCCCUGAUUGAGACGUUAUGAAAGUGAUAUUGCACCUAGGAAGUCAUUUUUAUAACCUGUCUUUAAUUUGGUCCUUUUGCUAAAGAUUGCAGUCACUGCUUAUUUAUUAUACCAUUGGGCAUAAGGUAGUAAUGCAUUUUCAUUUUGUUUAACUGGCAGUCUUUAACAGUAUCUAAAAGAAGUCUGUAUUUUAGAACUUUUUUCUCUUUUUUUUUCUGGCAUGAAAUGGUCUUUAUUAACUUCAACUUUCACUGUUAAUUAUUCCUAAUUAUCUCCUUAUUUAUUGUUUGAAAACAAUAAUGAGAUACUGGUGAUAAGUAAACUUCUGAAUUUGUUUUUCAUUAUGUUUUAAAGACAAAAAUUACACACAAGUAUGGAGCAACUGGAUAUGAGUGGUUGCCAGUCACUUAGAGAAUAGUUUCUUCUUUUUUCUCCAGGACUCCAGUCAUGAAUAUAGCAUUUAUUUAUUUAUUUAUUUAUUUAUUUAUUUAUUUUUAAUUGGUUUUGGUAAUACCUCAGAUUUAGCCUGACAAAACUCAUCUUUUAGCCCAAAGGUAUAAUACAUAUGUGUGUAUAACAACAACAAAAACACAAAAAAGCAAACAAAAAAACAAUUGUUUACACCAGCCUGAGUGAAAUGAUGAGGGAAGUAAACAUUGUGUUUUUUCACUAAAGGUGUGCAACGGAUAAGGUAAGUAAGUCCUCUUUUCAGUGGGCUUACAUCACAAUAAAAAGCGCAAGUUGUGAUGUAAAACAGCUGUGGUAGUAAAGUGCUUGUCUGCCCCAUUUUGCUUUGUUUGGCUGGUUAUGAGUGGAUUAAAUAUACAUUAAAAAAAAAUCUCCAGCAUAGAUUGAUUAGUUAAAAGUCAAUUUUCUUCGCAACUAGUCCUUUUCACAGCUUACCAAUUGCUAUAGCCAGUGUUAAAUCCACUCUGGAAAAUGGGAUCUCAGAGCACCAGUUCAAAAGUAAAAUUUGUCCCUAAGGGCAACUAACUGUUGCUUUUUAUUUAAAAAAUUUUCACAGCCCCAGUUAAUUGUAAAACAUCUUUUGAAAACAAAAAAAUAUUAAACAUGCUGAGUUGCAGUUACCUAGUUGCAGUUUUCCUGUAUCAUGUUUGAAACAGUGCCCUUUUAUUUAAGCAUGUAAUUUGAAGUAUUUGUUACUGGUUUUAAAAGUGUAUGUGGGGGGAUGUCAGUAGAUCGUAAGAGUGAAAUGAUUCUUAAUGGAAAGUUAUUUGGGGGUCUUUUUAAAAAGCAAUUUCUGAAGUUUUUGAUUUUAAAUCUCCUGGUGCCAUUGCUUAGAAGUGCUUUGCAUUAUUUAUUUAAUUUUGCCAUAGUAAUCUGGAAUUAUUUCCAACUGGAACGUCAACCAAGGUGGUUAGUUGGGCUUAAACUGGGAGAGGUAGGUUUGGUCGUAAGCUGUGAGAAUGGCUUGUGUUUGGUUCACUGUAGCUUUCUGGUCUCUGCACUCCAAGGCAAGAUCUCUAACCACCCAAACCCAAUGUAUGAAGUGAACUGUUGGCUUAGCUUUGCCUCUUACCUUGAUUAUGUGUUCCUGUUACAGGGAGAACAGAUCCCAUUCCGAUUGUCGUCAAAUAUGAUGUCAUGGGCAUGGGUCGCAUGGAAAUGGAGCUUGAUUAUGCUGAAGAUGCUACCGAACGGCGCCGUGUCCUAGAAGUAGAAAAAGAAGACACAGAAGAAUUGAGACAGAAGUAUAAGGAUUAUGUUGACAAAGAGAAGGCCAUUGCCAAAGCACUGGAAGACCUCAGAGCCAACUUUUACUGUGAACUCUGUGAUAAGCAAUAUCAGAAACAUCAGGAAUUUGACAACCACAUCAACUCCUAUGAUCAUGCACACAAGCAGAGAUUGAAAGAUCUCAAGCAGAGAGAGUUUGCUCGAAAUGUCUCUUCAAGAUCCCGCAAAGAUGAGAAGAAACAGGAAAAAGCCCUUCGGCGGCUCCAUGAAUUGGCUGAGCAAAGGAAACAAGCUGAAUGUGCACCUGGAAGCGGUCCCAUGUUCAGACCAACCACAGUGGCUGUAGAUGAAGAAGGCGGAGAUGAUGAUAAAGAUGAGUCAGCUACAAACAGUGGCACAAGUGCCACAGCCACUUGUGGCCUGGGAUCUGAAUUCUCCACAGAUAAAGGAGGCCCUUUCACUGCAAUACAAAGCACUAAUACCUCUGGACUGGCACAGGCUCCUGGGUUAGCCUCCCAAGGCAUCAGCUUUGGCAUUAAGAAUAAUCCAGGAACUCCACUGCAGAAAUUGGGAGUGUCAUUUUCCUUUGCCAAGAAGGCUCCUGUCAAACUCGAAUCAAUAGCGUCAGUGUUCAAGGACCACGCAGAGGAAGGACCCUCUGAAGAUGGAGCCAAAGCUGAUGAGAAAGGUUCUGACCAAGGAUUGCAGAAGAUGGGAGAAUCUGAUGGUAGCAGUAAUCUUGAUGGUAAAAAAGAGGAUGAAGACCCUCAGGAUGGAGGGUCCCUAGCCUCAACAUUAUCUAAGUUAAAAAGAAUGAAGCGAGAAGAAGGAGCUGGGGCUGCAGAGCCAGAGUAUUACCACUACAUUCCCCCAGCACACUGCAAAGUAAAACCAAAUUUCCCCUUCCUACUCUUUAUGAGAGCCAGUGAACAGAUGGAAGGUGAUAAUAGUAUGCACCCAAAGAAUGCCCUAGAGAGCAAAAAAAGCAGUUCUCCCAAGCCUAAAGGCUGUAUCAAGGUGAUAGCAAGCCAAGGAGCAGAAAAGACAGUUGAUGAAGUCUUGGAGCAACAGACAGAAACCAGUGCCGCAGAGCCCUCAGAGCCUGGAAGCAAAGCUGAGACAAAGAAGACCUCAGGAGGGGAUGUAAGUGAGCAGAGUUUAGAGAGUCCAUGUCAGAAGGCUUCAGAGAAUCAAAUAUGUGAGUCUGACCCCUCUAAAGAAACCUCUCAGAUCACCCCAGCAGGGAAAGAAAGCCAGGAGGGACCCAAACAUCCUACUGGUCCCUUCUUUCCGGUUUUGAGCAAAGAUGAAAGCACUGCCCUCCAGUGGCCAUCGGAACUCUUAAUUUUUACCAAGGCAGAACCCUCCAUUUCAUACAGUUGUAACCCUUUAUACUUUGACUUUAAACUUUCAAGGAACAAAGAUGCCAGAGCUAAAGGGACCGAAAAACCAAAGGACAUAGGAGGCUCCUCAAAGGACCAUCUCCAGGGCCUUGAUGCUGGUGAGCCAAAUAAAAGCAAAGAGGGUGGAGAGAAUGUAGAACAUUCCUCAGGAGGCAGAAUGGAUGCACCUGCUUCUGGGUCUGCCUGUAGCAGUCUGAACAAGCAAGAACCUGGAGGCAGCCAUGGGUCAGAGACAGAGGACACAGGGAGAAGCCUUCCUAGCAAGAAAGAACGAUCUGGGAAGUCCCACCGACACAAAAAGAAAAAGAAGCACAAAAAAUCCAGCAAACACAAACGGAAACAUAAGGCUGACCCGGAAGAGAAAAGCUCUAAGACAGAGUCUGGGGAGAAGUCUAAGAAGCGCAAGAAACGAAAACGAAAGAAGAACAAGUCAUCAGCCCCCGCGGAUUCUGAACGGGGACCCAAACCAGAACCCCCUGGGAGUGGUAGCCCUGCACCACCAAGACGACGGCGGCGAGCUCAAGAUGACUCCCAGCGGAGAUCCCUCCCAGCUGAAGAAGGGAGCAGCGGCAAGAAGGACGAAGGUGGAGGUGGUGGCAGCUCCCAGGAUCAUGGUGGGAAGAAACACAAAGGUGAGCCUCUAACUUCAUCCUGCCAGCGAAGAGCUGGCGCCAAACGGAGCAGCCGGUCCAGCCAUCGAAGUCGACCCAGUAGUGGAGAUGAAGAUAGUGACGAUGCUUCGUCACACCGGCUACACCAGAAGUCUCCGUCCCAGUACAGUGAGGAGGAGGAAGAGGAGGAAGACUCAGGCAGUGAGCAUUCCCGGAGCCGUUCCCGGUCGGGCCGGCGCCAUUCCUCACACCGUUCCUCCCGGCGUUCUUACUCAAGUAGCUCCGAUGCUUCUUCAGACCAGAGCUGCUACAGCAGACAGCGCAGUUACUCUGAUGACAGCUACAGUGACUAUAGUGACCGAUCUCGAAGGCACUCCAAGCGCUCCCAUGACUCUGACGACUCGGACUAUGCCAGCUCCAAACACCGGUCCAAACGGCACAAGUACUCCUCUUCUGAUGACGACUAUAGCCUCAGUUGCAGCCAGUCCCGAAGCCGGUCUCGGAGUCAUACCAGGGAGCGCUCAAGGUCCCGGGGCCGCAGCCGCAGCAGCAGCUGUAGUCGCAGCCGGAGCAAACGGAGAAGCCGCAGCACCACGGCCCACAGCUGGCAGCGGAGCCGAAGCUAUAGCCGUGACCGCAGCCGCAGCACCAGGAGCCCUUCCCAGCGAUCAGGUUCCAGGAAGGGAUCAUGGGGUCACGAAAGCCCUGAGGAGAGGCGUUCUGGUCGUCGAGACUUCAUCCGCUCUAAAAUCUACCGCUCCCAGUCUCCCCACUAUUUCCGACCAGGCCGGGGAGAAGGUCCUGGGAAGAGAGAUGACAGCAGAGGAGACGAUGGUAAAGGGACAGGCCUGCCCUCCCAGAACAGCAACAUUGGUGCCGGAAGGGGGUCGGAAGGUGACUGCAGCCCCGAAGACAAGAACUCCGUUACUGCCAAACUGCUCCUGGAGAAGAUUCAGUCAAGGAAAGUGGAGAAGAAACCCAGUGUGAGUGAGGAGGUGCUGGCCACCCCUGCUAAAGCUGGGCUCAAGCUCAAGGACCCCCCACAAGGUUAUUUUGGGCCCAAGCUCCCCCCAUCUCUUGGCAAUAAGCCUGUUCUUCCAUUGAUAGGGAAGCUCCCAGCUACCCGAAAGCCGAACAGCAAGAAAUGUGAAGAGUCUGGCUUAGAAAGGGGGGAAGAGCAAGAACAGUCAGAGACAGAAGAAGGGCCUCCAGGGAGUAGUGAUGCCCCAUUUGGACAUCAGUUCCCCUCAGAGGAAACAGCUGGCCCCUUAUCAGACCCACCCCCAGAAGAGCCAAAGUCUGAAGAAGUUACUGCUGAUCACCCUGUUGCUCCACUAGGCACCCCAGUGCACUCAGACUGCUAUCCUGGGGACCCCACCAUCUCCCAUAACUACCUCCCUGACCCCAGCGAUGGGGACACCCUAGAGUCCUUGGAUAGUAGCAGUCAGCCAGGCCCUGUGGAAUCCAGCUUGCUGCCUAUAGCGCCAGACCUUGAGCACUUCCCCAGUUAUGCACCUCCCAGUGGGGAUCCUAGUAUUGAGUCAGCUGACGGGGCUGAGGAUGCUUCCCUGGCCCCCCUAGAGAGCCAGCCCAUCACCUUCACCCCUGAGGAGAUGGAGAAGUACAGCAAGCUCCAGCAGGCCGCACAACAGCACAUCCAGCAGCAGCUUCUAGCCAAGCAAGUAAAGGCCUUUCCAGCCUCGGCUGCCCUGGCCCCAGCCACUCCAGCCCUGCAGCCUAUCCACAUUCAGCAGCCAGCCACAGCCUCUGCCACCUCAAUCACAACUGUUCAGCAUGCCAUCCUGCAACAUCAUGCAGCGGCAGCUGCCGCCGCCAUCGGAAUUCACCCCCACCCUCAUCCCCAGCCACUCGCCCAAGUGCAUCAUAUUCCCCAGCCCCACCUGACCCCCAUUUCCUUGUCCCACCUCACUCACUCAAUCAUCCCUGGCCACCCGGCCACCUUUCUCGCUAGCCAUCCCAUCCACAUCAUUCCCGCCUCAGCCAUUCAUCCUGGGCCCUUCACCUUCCAUCCUGUCCCACACGCUGCCCUCUACCCUACCCUGCUUGCUCCGCGGCCUGCUGCAGCAGCUGCCACCGCCCUCCACCUUCACCCACUACUUCACCCCAUCUUCUCAGGUCAGGACCUGCAGCACCCGCCUAGCCAUGGCACAUGAGUUGGGGGAUGGGAGCCCAGGUAGGGCCAGGGAAGGUGACCCAUAUAUCUUCCCUCGGGGGUGUUGAGCCAUUAAUACCAGCAAGUAGAAGCUGGGAUGGGCAGUGUCUGACAGCCAAAGAAUCGAGUUUUGGCUUGCAGGGGUGGUUUUAGAUUUGAGGUUUGCUUUGGGUUUACUAUCAGGGAUUUUUUUUUCCCCUUCCCCCCCUUUCUGUUUGUCCCUCCCUCUCCUGUGUUUCUAAGCUAGGGAACACCAGUAAGUGCUACCCACCCCUCUGCGGCAACAUCUCCAAACUGUGAAGUUUGGAUAUUCCUCUCUUCCCUCUACUUUUUAUCCUCCACUCUUCCCUUCUGUAAAUUUUAAAACAUUUUUCCUCUCUGGCCGGAGGUUUGUCCAUCUGGUCCUGCCCUCUCAGUGUCUUUGACCAUCCCUUGGUGACCUUAUGCUAUCCUGGGUGAGGUGGAAAGGGAGUCUGACCUGGAACCAGAUGCUACUCAGGCUGUUAUUCAAUCAGUCCACUUCCCACACAAACAGAAAGCCACACAUUUGGCACUGUUGUCCUCAUAUCCCUCAUCCCAGAAGAGGUAUCUGCAUAUCCCAGAAAAGAAGAUCCUAUCAUGAAUAGAAGCUAUGCGGAACAUAGAGUCGCCCAUGUGCUUCCCCAGAGAGGAGCUCAUGUGUCUGAAGGGUGUAUUUUCUUCUGUCAUGUUGAUGUUUCCUUCUUAAUUUAUAGGAUUUUUUUUAAAUGUAAAAAAUUGCACUGAACUCUAUAAACGUAAAUGCUGCUUUUUGUAGCUCAUAUUAAAAAAAAAAAGUUCCAUAUUUGUAGUAUACUGCAAUAAUAUUUUUUACAUCCGGCUCUUUAAGUGAUCCUUGUUCUGGUGGCUUUGUGUAAAUAUGUUUGCCCUAGUUGAACUAAGAAACUUUAAAGGUUAUAAAAUGAAAACAAAAAAUAAAGUAUCUGUUUUCUGCUAGAUGCAAAAAUGACUAAGCAUGUAUAUUUUAUCAAGCUCAUGUAUUUUUUGAAGUUAUGAACUAUAAAAAUGUUAAAACAAAAAAAGAACAAUUGUUUAACAUUUUUUGCUGGGACAGAACGUUUAGUUAAUUUGCAGUAAGUGGUGCCCCCAGCACUGGGAUUUGGUUGUUUUUUGUUUUUGUUUUUGUUUUUCAACUAAUGGGCAGCAGUCAGCUGGGGGUGUCAGAGGGGUCCUCAGUUAUGACAUCUCCCUCAUGUGCUUUGCAGUUUUAUACAGAGAGGUGAGCCCACAGAGGAGGAGAGAAAUUUGAGAGCUUUGUUCUCUGGAAGCAGGGAGAUUCAGAGUGAUUGUCUGGGGGAUUUCCUGGGUUUUCUGGGGACCUUGUUCCGGGCAGUCCAUUUGCCUUCCUAGUACUUAGCCCCCCUCUGACAGUUUUUGUUGUUGUUUUUGUUGUUGUUUUUUGUUUUCUUUUGUUUUUAAUGUGCCUUCUGGGUUGGCUAGAAACAGAAGUAGAAGUAGACUUGAGGAUGAUGAGUUGGGACAGUUUCUUCCCCCCUUGUUGGGAGGUGAGCAUAUUUAUAGAUACUGCAGAUUAUUUUGCUUCCUAGUUUCCAUGCCUUCUGCCCAGCUUAGUUUAAGCAGUGAAGAUUUUUUUUUUUUCCUUUUCUCCCAUGACACCUACCGGAGGAAGUACCACCUUCAUUCCUCUUCUUCCUCUUGCCUUUCACCAGGGCUCUCAGACCUAAUUCACGUACUGGCCCAAAGGUGUUUAUAUUGCAGGUCUCAUCUUUGGUGUAGGUAGCAGUUCUCUAUUUGGCAUUUCCCUACCCAUUCCUGUGGCUGGAAUUGGUUGGGUGGUUACCGGACAGGAAAAAUCAAACCCUACUCACUUGGGCCAAGGCUCUGGGUUCUGCCUUUCUUCUCAGAUUCCCAAAAGAAAAAGGUUUUGAGUUUAUGAGAAGCAAGUGCUGGGCAAACAAGGCUCCUGCCUGAGCCUCCUACCUGUUCAGUGCUCCUCCUCUGAUUCAGAAGCAUCACUUUGGAUAACUAGCGCUGGAAAAAUGAAAUCAUCUGUUUGAAGUGAAGGGACUCAUUUUUCUUUGCUUUCAGCCCAUGUAAAUAUUUAAAUAAUACAGUAUUAACAUUUUUGUGCUGCUUCCCAUUAGCUUGUAGAUUGAGCCAUACUCUGGCUGCCUCUCUACCUUCCUGGGGGCAGUUUUCUUUAACUUUCAGAAUAGUGAUUUUAAAACUUAAAAAACAAAAUAACCUAUCCUUACUUACAAACAUUACAGAUUGUAUUUAACUUUAUCACAUAUGAUAGAGAUAUAUAUGCUGUAAAAUUAGGGAAAGGAACUUUCUAAUAAACCAAUGAUUUGUGGAAA